Molecule: messenger RNA, 339 nt
Organism: Mycena citricolor
Lineage: Eukaryota; Fungi; Basidiomycota; Agaricomycetes; Agaricales; Mycenaceae
Source: the annotation of a GenBank genome assembly
AUGGACGUGUACGUUCAGAUUACGAGCCUGGACUCGGGGAGAACACGUGGGGUCAAGGCGCUGCUCGAUAGUGGGUGCAGUACCUGCUGCAUUGACACUGACUAUGCACGAGCGGAGAAAUUGGACAUCCAAGAGCUUCCACAACCCAUUGUGGCGCGUAAUACCGACAACACCGAGAACAUCAGCGGCCAGAUCACACAUUACAUUGACUUGAGGAUGAGAAUUGGUCCUCAUGUGGAGACCCGCACGUUCCUCCUGACAUGUCUAGGAAAAGCCUGGAUCUUCAUUGGUCUUGAUUGGCUGACAGAACACAACCCCGAGGUGGACUGGCAGGAGUAG